This is a messenger RNA of Lottia gigantea (owl limpet), 948 nucleotides long. RefSeq lists its product as hypothetical. The transcript is spliced from 7 exons. The record is from RefSeq and is a predicted model, not a curated record. NCBI's taxonomy places the organism in Eukaryota, Metazoa, Mollusca, Gastropoda, Lottiidae. Bases 60 to 935 code for a protein of 291 amino acids.
AUUAAUGGCGUGAGAUCACUCGACAUCAUCUUAGAGAAUUAAAUUCAACUGUUGGUAAAAUGAAAAACAUGGAUGAAAAAGACAUAAUAUUGAAAAGGUUACAUGAUUUUGGUGAAAGUGUGAUUGGUAGAAAAACUAAGAAAAAGAAAGUAGAAAAUAUACAGACACUUCCCUUAGAUGAAAAAUCAUUGUUACAACGGGAAAAAAAUCGUAAAAGAAAAAAUCGAAGAAAGAGGAGAAAUGAAAUGAAAUCAGAAACAGAAGAAUCUAAACCAAAGAAAUUGAGUGAUAUUGAGAAAAUUGUGGAAAUGUUUGAUAUUAGUGACCAAUUAGUAUCUGUAAAAACCAAUAAUGUUGAAAAUAGUGAAUGUGAAGUUAAAACAGUACAAUAUACUGACUUUGUAGAUAAAGACAUAUCUCUUCAACAUCAAACAACGUCAAAGAAACCUAAAAAUAAAAAUUAUCUAGAAGAAAAGGAAGUCUUCAUAUUUAAAGAUCCACAGAAAAUAGCUAGAAAGAAAGCCAAAACAAAGCCUAAAGAAAGUGAAAAACAAGAUGAAAAACCUGAACAAGAUGAACAUCCUAUAUUUGAUAUGGAUGAAGCGAAAUUUGAAGUAAGAAAACUUGGUAUUACAGGUUUUGAAGAGAAUAAACAAGAAGAUUCUAUAGUAGAUUUAUUAGUUAGUCUAGGAGCUAAGCCUCCUAAGAAGAAAUAUGUCAAUUAUAAAGAGUUCCAGAAACAAAGAAAAGAAGAAAUUAUAAAAGAUAAAGAAAAGAAAGAAAUGGAUAGAAAACUUGGUCUUAGAGUUAAAAAAGGAGGUUUUGUUAAAAAGAGUAAAAAAGAUAUAAAUGAUAUCAGUAUAAGAGAUGGACAGAUUGGAAGAUAUGAACAUGGUACACAGUAUAUUAAAAAGAGAGAUAUAAGACGAAAAUAAAAUUAUUAUUAAC